This is a messenger RNA of Penicillium odoratum, 1653 nucleotides long. Its product is annotated as putative alpha/beta hydrolase. The transcript has a single exon. The coding region runs from base 1 to 1653 and encodes 550 amino acids. Lineage: Eukaryota; Fungi; Ascomycota; Eurotiomycetes; Eurotiales; Aspergillaceae. The record is from RefSeq and is a predicted model, not a curated record.
AUGACUACCGGUCUUCUCUAUGUGACUAUGCAGCCUAAGGGCUCGCUGCCUGACACUCAAUUCCACGACUGGUACAACACCGAGCAUGGUCCUCUGCGUCUUCGUCUGCCCUUCUGCACUAAUGGUUUCCGCUUCCGGGCCACCGAUGGCGAGGCUCCUGAGUACGUGGCGCUGUACGAUAUCACCGACAUGGACGAGUUGACCCGCAAGACCUACCUGGAUCUCCGAACAGAUCUUAUUAAGACCGAGCGUGAGAAGAAGACCAUGGCCCAGAUUGACGUUGGCCGCAAGUUGUACGAUCUGGUGGAGGAGCGGAGCCAGGACAACUACCGCCACUUGGAGGAUCGCGCCGAUAACGAUCCCGAGACCCGCGGCAGCGUCAUGAUUGCUGUCACUACCGUCCUCGCCGACGCUGAGAAGGAGGCCGAGCACGACCGCUGGUACCGCGAGGAACACAUCGACAUGCUUGCCCGCGUGCCAGGAUGGCGCCGCACUCGUCUCUUCCGUACUGCCGCCAUUGACUCGGCUGCUCCCCGUGAGACCCUCGCUCUGCACGAGUACGAUCCCGUCAACGGUCUGGGUGGUGAGGAGCACAAGGCCGCCAUGAACACCCCAUGGCGCGAGCGUCUCCAGGAGUCUGUGGUCUCCAAGUCCCGCCGCACUUACCAGUGGUACUACACCUUCGGCCCUGCUCCCCGUGAGCUCGCAUCCCUUGCCAAGUCGGAUGUGAUCGGACCCUGGUCUUCCAACGAUGGUCGCACUCGCACUUACCCCUCAACUACCCGCCCGGCUGUCGAGUCCUUCGUCACAACCAAGGACGGUGUUGAGAUCCCCUACCGAUUGGAGGGUAGCCUCGACCCCGAGGCCCCCGUCGUGGUUCUCAGCAACUCCAUCCUGGUCAACUGGAACAUCUGGGACCGCUUCGUGGAUGCCUUCUUCGCUCGCAAGGAGAACCAGAAGUACCGUCUUGUCCGCUACCUUACCCGUGGCCGUCGUUCCGCUAGCGGUGAGCAGCCCGUGAACAUCGAUCUCCUCGCCUCUGACCUGAACACUCUCCUUGAGGCCCUGCGCGUCUCCCCCAAGGCUGCCCGCUUGAUCGGUGUCAGCCUGGGUGGUGUGACCGUCCUCAACACUUCUCUGCUAUUCCCCGAGCGUGUUGGCGCGUUCAUCGCCUGUGACACCAACUCCUCUGCUCCGGAGUCCAACCGCAAGGCCUGGGGCGACCGUGUCGCUAUCUGCGAGAAGGAGGGAUCCGUGGACCCUGAGACCAAGGAGCCCAUCGUCGGCGAGGAACUUGCUGAGGUCACCACCCGCCGCUGGUUCGUUCCCGAGUCUUACGAGACCCAGCCUGAGGUUCUGGCUCCUGUCAAGGAGGCCGUACGCACCAACAGCCUGAAGGGCUUUGCCCACAGCGUCCAGGCUCUGUGUGCCUACGACAUCCGUGACCGCAUGGCCAAGGCUACUGUUCCCGGUCUGUUUGUUGCUGGUUCUGGCGACGGUGUCCUGCCCCAGACUAUGCAGAAGAUGGCUGCCGAUCUGAACGGUGGUGCUGAGCUGAAGAUCAUCGACCGUGCUGGCCACUUGCCCAUGGUUGAGCAGCCCGAGGCCUUUGCCGAUGUUGUUACUGAGUUCUUGAGCAAGAUCGAUGCUUAG